CACACAAAUGCAACACUUGCUACGAAGAAGAAGAAGAAGAAAUCAAAUCAUGACAGAACUUCAGCAAUGAAGAACGACUCAAUGAACACGACGAACCAAUGAACAAAUCAACAAUGGACAAUGGACAAAUCAACUUUGCAUACCCCCCUCUCUCCUCUUUAUCCCCCCCUUCCCAUCUUGCCUUUUUUUUUCUUCACCCCCUUGCUCCCUCUUCCUCAGUAUUAUUACUACCUGCCUACCUGCCUGCCUGCCUUGCUUUGCUUUGCUUUGCUUUUGCUCUUCUUCGUCUUGCGUCUUGUGGUCUUGGGUUCUUCUGAUCUUCUCGCAUGUGCAGAUCCGGAUCCCACUUCUGCUCCCAUAUCCAUACUCAGCCAGCCAGCCAGCCAGCUAGGGAAUAAUCGAUCGAUCGAUCGAUCUUGUUCCUUCAGUCAGUCGUCCAUCAAUCAGUCAAUCAGUCAAUCAGUCAGUCAGUCACUAUAUUCCACAAGAGGAGCGAUGUAUAACUCGUGAACGUCCCCGACCAUGCAGUCCAGAGGGCAAUUGUAAGGAUGGGAAAUAGAGGCCGGGAUCUGGAUCUGGAUCUGGAUGCUGGAUGCUGGGAUGCUGCUGAUGAUGAUGAUGAUGAUGAUAAUGGUAAGCGUACUCAGAAUGAGAAAUCGUGGGAGACGGCCUUCCCUAUGCCUUUCUCCUUUUGUCCUUUUG
Messenger RNA from Microstroma glucosiphilum, 702 nucleotides. RefSeq lists its product as hypothetical. NCBI's taxonomy places the organism in Eukaryota, Fungi, Basidiomycota, Exobasidiomycetes, Microstromatales, Microstromataceae. The record is from RefSeq and is a predicted model, not a curated record. The transcript has a single exon. The coding region runs from base 121 to 510 and encodes 129 amino acids.